ACUGUUGGCAACUAAACUCUCGUCUGCUGUAUAAUACCAACCACUAUCUGUCUAAUAUCUCUCACAACGUUUAUGUUUCUCUUGGCGAUGUUUGAAUAACGAAAUAGCAGUUAUUGGAGUUAAGUGUACAAAGCACAUGGAAUUAGUAGCAGUAGAGAAAUAAAUAAUUUUUAAUUUGCUUUCAGGUCCUAUUUCAAAUGAAGGCUGACUGGAAACCAAUGAUGUACAGUUUAAGAUAUAUUACAGGAAUAAUGCUUGCCGGAGAUUGAAAUUAGUGGAAUAACUGAACGAUAUAUAUACUCAAUGGAAUUAAUUAGUGAAAGUGUCCGGCUUACAGAAUGAAUGUCGUGGAUUGGAGAAUAUUUAGGAUUAAAUGUUAUUUAAUACUAUGCUGUUUUCUUCAAAAUAUUUGUUUAGUUUUAUCGUCAGAAGGACCCCUUCCAAGUUUUACCAACACACCUACAAAUGUUGUUACACAUAAAGGAUCUGUUGCCAUUCUACGAUGUGGUGUUGACAAUCUUGGAACAAAAACCGUUACAUGGCGGAAACUGCCGUACAAUAUUCCUAUUACGGUAGGAAAAGAUCAAUUUCUCAAAAUUGACAGGUUUAAACUAUUCCAAGUUCCUUAUCAGGGAGAAUGGAACCUCCAUAUCAAAAAUGCUCAACCGUUUGAUUCAGGGACCUAUGAAUGUCACGUUAGCCUGAAAGGCGAAAAGAUUAGCAGGAAUAUUACACUUACAGUGUUAGAAACAGCAACUGCACCACUAAUUCCAAGUAUAAACAUGUCAGGAACGCAGAUUGUCGAGAAAGGAAAUCCAAUUAAAUUGUUGUGUAAUGCUACCAGUGGAAAUGAUAAACUUCAGUCUAUUGACUGGUUUAAAGAUGGUAAUAAAUUACAGACUAGUUACACCAAUGAGAUUUUUAUAUCUCAGAAAGUUUCAAUUUCGGAACAUUCAAUAACCAGUACGCUAGACAUUGACAAAGCAAGAAUGACAGAUAUGGGGAGAUAUGUUUGUCGAGCAAGUCGUAACCUAGCAACAAGGAUGAAAGUGGAUGUUUUAAAUGCAUUAGCAGUUAAACCUACAUCAGACUUUAACCAAAGACCAAAGCAACACAGACAUAUCACAACAGAGACAUAUAACGAAAAAAGGGAAACACAUAGUGAAAUUAUGAGUGGUCAGACGAAAGAUAAUAAAAACGGUUCAUCUAAAUUGUGUACAGAUUCGUACGUAUCAUCUCCUUUAUUUCUAACAGUUUUAUUACAAACAAUGUCAUCUAUUUACAAACAUAUUUUGUGAUUUGUGAUUAUUGAAACACUUUUGACAUUGCUAACUGUUAAAAUACUCAAUGUUUGUAGAAGAAAGGGACAAGAAUUCGUACAUAACUUUCGUCCAGAAACUGAAGGAAGAUUAUUAUUAUACCCUGUAUAAAUGUAACGAUGAGAGAUAACCGCUUUAAUCAUUAUAUGUGAUUAUAA
Molecule: messenger RNA, 1477 nt
Organism: Ruditapes philippinarum (Manila clam)
Lineage: Eukaryota; Metazoa; Mollusca; Bivalvia; Venerida; Veneridae
Product: leucine-rich repeats and immunoglobulin-like domains protein 1
Exons: 8
Coding region: 339-1298 (319 amino acids)
Biological process (GO): synapse organization
Cellular component (GO): neuron projection membrane
Source: RefSeq, a predicted model, not a curated record